AUGGCUAGAUUGGGGGAUUCCAUUCACUUCUCGGACAGAAGACACGGACGACGUUUACAACUGAGACAAAAGCUCAUGGAACAAGAGAUCUUAGAACUCAAAAACUACCUUCCUGAGUGGACUGCUGCAAAACGGCACAAGAAACCGGGAAUAUUCACAGCCAUAGCUCGAGCGGCAAGGUUGUUUUCUCCGAAGCUCGACCAUGGACAAUGGAAAAAGAGGAAGCAGAUCUAUAAAACCUGGUUGUUCAACAACAAGAAAAAGAAGGAAACCAAGGACAUGAUAAAGUAUGGGAGGAAAUGGACCCCUAGGAUGGUGGUCUAUCAGCAGAACAGAGAUGACGUGCUCAAGAGGAUCGAGGUGGAAUACAGGGCGAAGCCAGGAGCUCCAGAUAUGUUCAAGUAUUACCAGGCGACUGUCUGGAAGGUGAUGGAAGAAUUGUCGGAUGAAGAGUUGGAGAAGGCAAAAGAAACAGCCGACGAAUGGUCCAACAACAUUCCUCCUCCCAAGAUCCAAGCGCAAGUCGCUGGUAAGAAGGGACCCGCAUACAUGGAGCACUUCUCCAACUGA
Suillus paluster is the source of this 570-nucleotide messenger RNA. RefSeq lists its product as uncharacterized. The record is from RefSeq and is a predicted model, not a curated record. Bases 1 to 570 code for a protein of 189 amino acids. The transcript has 2 exons. NCBI's taxonomy places the organism in Eukaryota, Fungi, Basidiomycota, Agaricomycetes, Boletales, Suillaceae.